AUGUCAAUCUACGAAGAUAUUAUUAGAUCACAAGGUAAUUUUGGAGGAAAAAAAGGACCCUUUGCCUACUUGGCUGACAAGAAAAAGAAGAAACCAACCAAGGAGAUAAAGUUUGAAAAUUGGCUUGCUUACAGUGUUACAGUGACGUCGGCAGAAUUGUUCAAGGCCACAGACAGCAAUGGUCUCUCUGAUCCAUACGUCAGAGUUGGAAAGGUUGGAAAUGAUGGUCUCUUUUCUAAAAAAUGGGUACUCCAAACACCUGCCAUACCUAAGAUCCAAAGGACCACAAGAUUUUCUUCUACUUCUAUUUAA
Messenger RNA from Cavenderia fasciculata, 312 nucleotides. RefSeq names its product C2 domain-containing protein. The transcript is spliced from 3 exons. Bases 1 to 312 code for a protein of 103 amino acids. NCBI's taxonomy places the organism in Eukaryota, Evosea, Eumycetozoa, Acytosteliales, Cavenderiaceae. The record is from RefSeq and is a predicted model, not a curated record.